ACAGGCAGUCCAGCUCUGCAGAUCCUUUGCGUCGUGCCUUCGCUUGCUGCUGACCAGUAGUAACUCUCGUCUGUGAAGGGUGAUCUCGGGUGCGAAGCUUGCUGCUGUGACUGUUCGAGCGAGAGAGGAUGUCGCCGCUGCUGGCGCCGCCGUCGUCGGAGCCGGAGCCGCCGUUCCGGCCGCGCGAGAAGAUCGUGGAGAAGCAGAGGUACUUCCAGAGCAUCCACAGGCCGACGUACCUCAAGGGCCGCUACGACGCCAUCACCUCCGUCGCCAUCCCGCUCGCCCUCGCCGUCUCCAGCAUGUACCUCGUCGGGCGCGGGAUCUACAACAUGUCCCACGGCAUCGGGAAGAAGGAGUGAGCCCUCGCCAUGGCGGUCGCGACCUUCGUCCUCGUCUCGAUGGACUCUGGUGUUGCUUGCCGACGAGCCUGAUCUCCUGCAGAUAAGGUGUGAGAAGUCGAGUGUGAUUUGGGAAAUGCUCAGCCUGUGUCAGCCACUUGGAGUUGGAGCCCCACGUGUCUGUGACAGAGGAGUUGGGCCUGGA
This is a messenger RNA of Panicum virgatum (switchgrass), 546 nucleotides long. RefSeq lists its product as uncharacterized. The coding region runs from base 129 to 362 and encodes 77 amino acids. Lineage: Eukaryota; Viridiplantae; Streptophyta; Magnoliopsida; Poales; Poaceae. The record is from RefSeq and is a predicted model, not a curated record. The transcript has 2 exons.